UUUGGUUCCACGAGCGAGCUCUUCACGCACAUACGCACUGUUCACCUCCCACUCCCUUUGCCCGCCCUCGUGCUCUCACGAGGAGCACAUCCACGUACAUUUACCUGCCUGGUGGAUGCCAGGCGUCCUCGGUUCGAAGGAGCAGCAAGAGGGCGGCUUUCGCCUCGAAGUGCGCCGGCGUCAACCCGACGCCGACCAGGCGAAGAAGGAGCAAGGUUUGAAGGAGGUCAAGGCGCUCAAGCACGGCGAGAAGACCAUGCUCGGACUGAUGUCGAGGCAAACGCUGAGGAGCGCUCAACAACUACGCGAGCUUCAAGCCGUCAUUUAUGACGUUUGGUUUCUGGUGGAGACUUGCUCCAUCGUGCUGGCAAUGCAGGAACAGACGAGCAACUACGCCGACCACGUGAAAGGAAAGAAAGACCACGACCUCGGGCCACCUCACAUCUACUCACUCGGUGGAGCUCUGAAGACCUACGCCGACGUCAGGCCAGGAACGCCAGGAUUUUCGAUACCCGAGCCGUUGCACAAGGAGCUGAACACGGCGUUCGCGGAGUACGACAAGUGGCCGAUGGAGCAGAAGUGCGACCUGGUGCUGCAUUGUCAAGUGGAGAAAGUCUUCCAACGGGGCAUGAAGAAGGUGACUGUCGCUUUUCGCGACCCGCAGUUCCGCAUCAUGAUGAACAAAGCCUACGAGUGCACGGAGGGCGCGGUGAAAAAAGUUGGCAAGGCACCUCCGACCUUCCUCGAGCGGGAGUUGCAGGGGUGGCUCGAGGGCGUGGAGAGCUAGCGGCGUCUUCUGCUUCUUCUUCCGCGGCGCCUCUCGCCUCUCUGCCGCGUUCUGGCUCUCGCAGGCCGAGGUCUGUGGGAUCCAUGAGAGCACCCGGCGGCAGUUCGGUGGAGGAUUUGGCUUGCAGUGAUAUUGUCUUCUGGGAUGGUACUUCUCAUCAUAUUCCUGCUGAUGAGCGGCGCCAUGCUGAAGAUGCUACCCGCAGCGUUUGUCGUGAGCAGGGUAAUACACCAGAUCUCCCACUUCUGACGGCUCAGGCGAACCGAGCUGUUUUCAGGACUAGACCUCUGAGUUCGGAGGUCCCUCUUCCUGCACGCGCAGUUCCAGGCGCGCCUUCUCGUUUGCGUAUUAUUACAGACUUUCUUGCAUCACGUAAUGUCAUGCCUGGCACGCCUAUAUAUAGAAGCAUGUUGUCGAGUGAGCGCACAUAUGUUCUUGCACGAGACUGGUAUAACUCUCAGUUGCACGAGGAGCUCACGGUCACAGGACCGCAGUCUCAGUGACCUUGUGUAGCAUACCGUCAGUGCCGCGGGAUUGAAUGAAUGCCUCCCACAGUCAUCUCAUGCGUCGACGACUGUGGGGACUUGCCCUGGGACCGACACGGUCCCGUAGGGCACAGGUCCCGUCACCUCGAGGCCCAGCCAUCGAGGUAGUCCGCUAGAGCAGGCUCACCGCACCAUAUCCUUAGACAGGUGAUCAGCACAUUGUCGACGGAGCUUUUGUUGUGUAGCAUGACCGUACAUAGUGCACGGCCAAAUCAGACCAGGAUGGCGCUCAUGGUGAUUCAAG
Messenger RNA from Prorocentrum cordatum, 1576 nucleotides. NCBI's taxonomy places the organism in Eukaryota, Dinophyceae, Prorocentrales, Prorocentraceae. The record is from the annotation of a GenBank genome assembly.